This is a messenger RNA of Pseudoliparis swirei, 9846 nucleotides long. Its product is annotated as phospholipid phosphatase-related protein type 5-like. The coding region runs from base 6988 to 8076 and encodes 362 amino acids. The transcript is spliced from 8 exons. Gene Ontology annotation, molecular function: phosphatidate phosphatase activity. NCBI's taxonomy places the organism in Eukaryota, Metazoa, Chordata, Actinopteri, Perciformes, Liparidae. The record is from RefSeq and is a predicted model, not a curated record. Gene Ontology annotation, biological process: signal transduction; phospholipid dephosphorylation; phospholipid metabolic process.
GUGCCUGUGUGUUCAUGCAUGCCAUUACCAGCACCUUCUAAACACCGCUCUUUGUUGGCUUGUAUGUGUUUUCGAAGCACACUGUAGAAAAGGGCACCAUUUGUGUCUCUGCAAUUGUGUUUGUUCGCAUACAUACAAAAGUAAAAAUCAGUGGUUUUUCAUCCAUUUUUUAACAACAUUUUGUAAGCAAAAAUGUCAUGGGAACCAUUACCUACAGUGGCCUUGAGGAUGAACAAAACAAAGCAACGGUUCACACAACAACCCUCGAAGAAGACGUUCUUCCACAAAGGGUUCUUUGCAUGAAUAUGGUUCUUAAUGGAACCAUUAGUCUUUCAAAGAACCCUUUAAAGAGGAUUCUUCAGAAUCAAAUGGUUCAUGGUAGAACCUGAGCCUCACAUUAAAAACCCAUUUAGAAUGAAUGUUUGUCCAAAAUGCUUUUUUUCAUUUUGCGUCCAAUCACAAUGUUUUUUAAAUCUCACCUUUGCGAGACCAGCUCGUCACAUGGCUAUGAUUAGAGUAAAGAUUGUGGCGCUGGCCACUAAAGACACAUUACUGACAUUACUGAGAUAUAUCACAUUUUUAGUUGCUAUGGUGAACAUGUUCACAUUUGCCUGUUUUACACAUUCGGCCAACACCAAGCUGCUGUUCACCAGCUAGUUUGACUGUCUGCUGUCGGAUGACCUGCAUGUAGCAUGUACAGUGGCAUUUUACCCUAUUUUGUGAAAGGUUAGGAUUUACAUUACAUUACAUGUCAUUUAGCUGACGCUUUUAUCCAAAGCGACUUACAAUCCUGUUACAUACACUGUAGACACAGCUACAGGGAGCAACUCAGGGUUAAGUGUCUUGCUCAAGGACACAUCGACUAGGGCGGGGAUUGAACCUCCAACCCCCUGAUUGAAAGACGGACCUGCUAACCACUGACCCAUAGUUGCGAUUUAGCCACUAAAACACUUGGUUACCGUUCGGGAAAGAUUGUGUUAUUAAUUGCUGACGUGUGACAGGAGACGAACUCUGACCUCCUGCAUGAAAGUCAUCUACGCUGUAUGCCACUCCACAAGCCCAACCUCCAUACCUUUUACGUGACUCCUUACUACACACCGUAUACGCCACAAUACUUAGCGCAUUGGAUACACGGAGACUGGUUGAAAGAACUUUGUAAAAAUACUGAAAGUAAUUGUGUGUAUUUGCACACAGUUGUGCGAGUGUGUGUCUCAGAUACUUGCAGGCUACACAUGCGUACCUCUGGAUAUUUGCUCUACUUGCAGUGUCUGACCUUUCCCCCUUGACUUUGACAACUCCUCUCACUCUUUAAGUUACCAGAAUGAUUUUACUCUAUGAGACCAGACAUUUCCGUCAACCGUCAUGGAAGAGCUGCUACUUGGCAGCGUGUGGGUAAAAGUGAUGGGGCGGAUAAUACAGAUGCUCCCUUAGAGGCUGAAAAAGACAGAUAUUAAUAUAGUCAGUGAUAUAAACUGCAGUUGUUUCUUUUUCCUUGCAGAAACUAGGUGCUGUUGUUGAAAAAAAGAACUUGUAUCUGGGGAAAAUGUCCAUCUUUUAUGAGCUUUUAAAGGCACUGCCACUUAUGGCUUCACAUUAGUGAAGCUGUUUAAUGGAGUAUGGCGUUAGUGGACUUUCAAGAAGGAGCUGGUAAUGGUGCUUUUAGUCAUCGUGGACCUCCUUUUAUACCUUUCUUCUUCUGUUUUUAUUUCAAUGUAAAGCAAAUUGAGUUUCCCUGCAAUUUCUUUACAUUAUUUGCUCUAUUCAAAAAGAAAAGUGAAAAGGCUAUGCCGAUUUAUUUAUAGAGCACAUUCGGCCAAGCCGAUCUAUAAAUAAAUCGGCUUGGCCUUUAAAUCCUGAGAAAGUGUUAUCUUGUGUUAUUGUUGACUUGUAAACAUCAUCCAUUUCGCCAACUUCUCAGGACAUUGCUCCUCUUGAGCUCUUUUUAUGUGAAUUAACACUUCCAUAUCAUAUAUAUCAGUCACAAUUUUCAACCAUCCAUCUUGUGACGGUGGUUCUAUCGUGUGUCAUCUCUUCAUAAUAUCAAUUUUAUUAGCUGCUAGCAGAAUUUCCAGCAGAUACCUGUCUUCCCCUAACACAGUAUUUGUUGUCAUAUUAUCAAAGUAGAGAAACAUACAAAACUUGGGUGUGUCAUAGCCCAGAAUUUUGACAAUAACCUUAUGGACAUUUCCCCCAAACUGUACAAUUUCGGGCAUAAACAAAAUAGAUGGGAAUGCUCUACAUUUACUGGCCCGCAUUUCCUCCAACAUGGUUGAACUAUAGACAUUUGCUUGUAUUUUGGGGAGUAAUACAUGAUCUAAGUUCAUGCAGAUGUUGAGGAUUGUUGUAUCCUCCAAAUAUUCGACCAUUCAUCCUCUAAUAUUCACACCAAGUUCAUGUUCCCAUUUCAGUUUUACAUACAAUGUUGUUUUUUCUAAUUUUUCCAUCAAAUUUCGAUAUAAAGUUGAUGUGUUUCUAUAUUUGUUAUUAUGGCUCUAAUCAUCCCAUUUUUUCCCAAAUUAAUUUUUUGCUUUAUUUCUCUGUCAAAAAAGUCUCUUAAUUGUAUGUCUCUGAAGUUGUGCUGGUUAUUUGGUUAAUAUUUAUCUUUCAGCUCUUGGAAAUUCACGACACUUCCAUCUUUAAUAACUGUACAUAUUGCUGUUAUUCCAUAUGAAAUCUAUUGUUUAAAUCUAUGAUUGAGAGUACCUGGAAUAAAAUGUCUAUCACAGGCUAUCCAUCGCAGAAGCUUGAGCUCUUCUUCUAAAUUUAUAUUUUCGUACCAAUUUGAACCACGUCUCUAAUGUAAAUCGGGUGACAGCGUCAAUCUGUUCAAGUAAAUCAUUUGCUAUAUUUCUGUUUCCAAUAAGGCUUUGAAUUUCACUUCCUUCUACAUAUCAUUAGAGGUUUUUCCAUUUUGCUUCAUAAUCGUUGGUUCACAGUAGGUUGCUCGUCUAAUUUGAGCUGCAUGGAAAUAUGCCCGACGGUUAUGCCACGCCUCCUUUAUUCUUCCCAAUCUGUAGUUUUUCAUAUUUGACUCUUGGCCUUUGGCCGUUUCAUAUACACCUCUAAAUGAGUACAUGAAUAUUGUUAUCCAUCAUUUUGUGUUUCUAAGGUUAAGUUUUAAACGUACCCAAAAAGAAACAUGAACCAAAAAACAUGAAUUGAACAAAGUGACUUCAGAAGGAAAGGGUGCAACUUGCCAUCCCUUGGGUUCCCUGUUGGUAGGAGGAGAGUUAAGUUCCUCUCUACUGUAGGACCCCUCCCUCGUGAUUUCAGAUGGGAGAGACCUUGCCAAACUAGUCAGAAAACAAGAAAAACAACAACAAAAUAGACCUCAAACUCCAGACUUCUGGUUGAAAAUGAGCUGUUAGCAGUAAAGAGAACUAAAGCUAUGGCUCUGUCUCUCCUAUUGACUAUUUCAAUGUGACAUAGCCUUUUUCCCAGUUUAGUUGUAUAAUGAGUAGAAAGGAGAGAACCCGGUUCAGAUCCAGAGUGUUCAUUUCUUAUCUGGUCUACUUCAUUUCAGUCCAUUGUUUUAAGGCGGUCGGCUCCGUCUGAGUUUCUCUCUCGCACGCUGGGCUGUGCUGUCUGUGGCGUUGGUACGUUUCCAUGGCAACAGCUCAUUCAGUUUCUCCUCCACGGCAGCUGCGGUGGAGGUUACCGACACCUUUAUCCCAACCUUUAUUCAGGUCCCGUGCAGCUUCGUCGGCGCUUUUGUAGAUCCUCAGUCCGGUGACCCAGUACACUCUCAUCUUGGUAUCGGGCAUCUGGUACCGGAUUCCUUUCUCCUUCAAUACCGCUUUGACCGGCGCAUCAUCAUUAUCGAAGAACAACUGUUUGCCAUUCAAUUCAAUCUUCUGCUGCCACACUUUCUUAAGUAUCAGUUCUUUAACACAAAACUGUAAAAAGCUAACUAGUAUUGAUUUUGGGGUUGAGGUCGUAGCCGGCUUUGGAAUCGGGGCUCUGGAGCCCCGGGAAGCUUUUUAAGAUUGUUUUUAAACAACUCGGUUACAAAUUCAAUGAACGAUCUCAAAUUCAAUAACCGAUUUGGUUCCUCUGAAGUUAGUAGUGCCUCUUUCAUCUCCAGACAAACUGAUUCCAGGUCUGCUAUACGGGUUCGUGCCUCGGAGAUGCUUGAGUGUUGACUCUGCAGCUCGCGUAUGGCUUCAACUCAUUAAAGUUUUCUUUCAUAGUUUUCAUGACAUCGGUUCUAAAUUCACCAAGGUCCCGUUUCACAUCUUGUUUGAAUCCUCUCAGUUCCUCAGACAGUUGUGCGAGGCCUUCCGGCAGCACCUUUUGGUGAACUACAGUUGCUUCUUCACCUGCAGCUGAUUCUGUGUCGUCUCUGCCGCCGUCUUCCUGAUAACCGACUUCGGUAACAACCGUGUUUUCUUGUUUUUUACUCAUUUUCUUGUCAGACUUACACUUCCUUUGCAAUCUCCAUCCUCUCAUAUUCAACUUAGUAUAAUACAUGUACGGCUUUAUAUUAAUCGGAGGUAUAUUGAAUAACCGACUCUGAGGAGCUCACCACCACCCGUCCAUCUUGUUGUAGCGCUUACCGGAAGUCGACUGACCUUUUCCCUUCUAUUCAAGAGAAGAAAAACCUACAGCACCUUAACCUGCUUCUUAACUGCCUUCUUACAUGUUGAGCUGUUGAUCACAAUGUCAGUGAUUACACAUUAUUUAUGGUGUAAUGUUUGAUGUUUAAGCUAAUUUCCUCACUGAAGUCCUCUUUGUCAUCAAUCUCUACGUUUGGAGACAGUGACAUUUUUGGUCACCCCAGACAGCAUUGAGAUAUUUCAUCAAGUGUGUUUUUGUGCCAGCCCACGACAGACGGGUUUCAUUUGGCUCUUUGGCCUUUUUUAAUUGCCACUUGUUUCAUCAGCAUUGUAUGGGCACUUUUAUGCACAUUUCCUUGCUUGUCCUUACAGCACGUUGCCAUGGGAACUAUGACAUCCGUCAGACCAUGGAAUUCUAUCCAUAAUUCAAUCAGGGAAAAAAAGACACUUUACAGUGAGUGGUCCGUGCUCUCUUUCUAGCUGUGAAUGAUUUGAGUGCAGCGAGAGGGUGUGCAGCUUUUAGAAGAUUUUUUCUUUACACAUUAGUCUUUUGUAACAAAUGUAAAUGUGUUUUCAAAUGUGUAUGGGCAAGAGAGAUGCCGUACCUUUUUGUCUGGCCACCUAUUCUGCUGAUAGUUCUCUUAAAUUCCGGUUCAAGGACAAAACCAAUGCGGUGGCCCACCAGGAUCUGUCCUGGUAUACCAGAAUGGCCGGGACACCACUGCUAGCUAGCAAACGGUUGGCUGUGGUGAUCUAACCAUGAUUUCAGGCCCGCCCCAAAAACCCGAAACAAAAUGGUCCAACUCCACAAUCAAGUGCCAAAAAAUUGUCUCAAUUCACAUUUUUGGUAAUUAUUUAUGUGCAAUGUGUUGAGAAACAAAUCUCAGAUUUGUGAACUUCACCAUAAUUGUGUUGCUCAAAUUCAACGCCAACGGAUGGGGGUGUCAUCGUCCUGGUUGAUUUGUCAUACUUUUUUGGGUUAGGUAUGAGAAGAUAUCAUAUUUACUUUCCUAAAAGGUUAAAGAAAUAGUUUUCCCAUUUGGAAAAUGCGCUUUGCUUUGUUGUCUUGAGUCAGAUAAGAAAAUUAACACCACUCCUGUGUAUAUCGUAAAUAUGAAUCUACGUCUAGCAGCUGAUUUGCCUAGCGAAGCAAAAAUAUGGUUAAGCAAAUAUCGGGAGUUGGUUCAUAAAGAUAACCACCACAGAAGAAGAGGAAGUCUAGGGUUCCAAGCGGAUUCUUCCUAGAGGGCUGAGGUUCUACCCAGAACCAUUUAUGAAGAAAUUAUUUGUCAUGGGCUUUUUGUGGGUCUAAGGUGCCAUUACAAAUCCAGGGGGAACAAAUGAAACCAUAUGGUUCUAACUAAAACCCAUAAUGUUCAGACUCUUAACUAGAACCUAUAUGGUUGUUGCUAGCACCUUUUAUUUCUAAACAGAUGUACACACACACACACACAGCCUAAAGCUGCUGGUGAUGUAGUACCUGGGGGCCUCUGACCCACAUCGGGCCAUGCGCAGGAUGCGUCCCACUUUCACACCUGACGAUGCGUCAUUAACCUGCUGUCUGUUGUCCAAAGAGCGGAGCUGGAUCGUGGUACCGGCUCAGCUGAGACACACAAACACAAAACACUGACACUAUACCUUCAGAUCACGCAUGGCUUUCCCCCCCCCUCCCCUGCUUUGUCUGUCCAUGUCCGAAUAAGUGCCCACAGAAACACACACCUGUGCACUCACAUGGUGUCUCCCAGUAUCAAAGCGGUGCACAGACUCCCAUUUUAGCCAAUGUGUUGCCUCAGACUCUGACACACAUACAGUCCCUCCUUCUCUCUCUCCCCCCCUCUCUCUCUCUCUCUCUCAUACACAUUCUGGCUCAUUUCUGCUUUCAGUCUCCUCUCCAGCUGUUGUAUUCUCUUAUUCCCUCUUCCCACUCUCAAUGCUUUCCUCCUCCUCUUAUUUGCCUCUCCUUCUCUUUUCUCUCACACACAAGCGUACAGAUGCACACACACAGACUCUCUCCUCGUAUCCACCGGCAACCACGCAGAGAAGCCUCCCUCACCAAGCCUGUGGAUCCCUCCACUUGACUAAUUAGCCUUGAAGUGCUGUUGAAGAUCAUCAUAUUUAGCUUAGCAACCUAGCAACACAGUGCAGACAGAUAUAGGCUGCCAAGAGGCUGGGUGCCUGGCAGUGGUCUCUCUCUCUCUCUCUCUCUCUCUUCCCACUCAGCGCCGAUGGGCUUCUCAGUGGCGGAGCGGAGGAAGUGAGGGGUGGUCUUGCUUUGAAAGCGACAAAAACAAAAAAGGAAAAAGAAACGGAGACCACGGCGUAACCAAACAAUGGGAGUCCGCUGCUGGAGCAAAUCCUUCUAGAGACGGAGACCCGGAGGAGGCGACGGUCACGGUGCAGCGGCACUGCUUCCAACAGACAGACAUUUAAGAUGAUCGACAGCCAGCUGGCGGCUCAGAGGAGGCCGAUGAGGAGUCUUCCUGGAGACAUCGGCCUGAUGAAGACCAGCACCUACAUCGUGCCCUGCUUCCUCUUUGUGGAGCUGGUCAUCAUGGCAGGCACCGUUCUGUUGGCGUACUACUUUGAGUACACGGACACGUUCCCCGUGCACAUCCAGGGCUUCUUCUGCUUCGACAAAGCCUACUCCAAGCCCAACCCGGGACCGGAGGACAACAGCAAGGCGCCGCCCGUCCUCGUCUACUCCCUCGUCACCGCCAUCCCCACUGUGACGAUUCUGAUCGGGGAAGUGACCAGUUUCUUUGUGAAGACAGAGGGAGCUCAGGAGAAGACCAUCGUGACCGCCGACUGCUGUUAUUUCAACCCUCUCCUCCGCAGGAUUGUACGUUUUCUGGGUGUCUACUCCUUCGGGCUCUUCACCACCACCAUCUUUGCCAAUACCGGUCAAGUGGUGACCGGAAACCAGACGCCGCACUUCCUGUCGGCCUGCAGGCCAAACUACACGGCUCUGGGCUGCCACUCUCCGCUGCACUACAUCGCCGAGCGCCGGGCCUGCACAGGAAACCCCUACCUGGUGGCGUCCGCCCGCAAGUCCUUCCCUUCCAAAGACGCAGCGCUCAGCUUUUACUCAGCCAUCUACACAGUGAUGUACGUGACCCUGGUGUACCGGACCAAAGGGACCCGUCUGACCAAGCCCACCUUGUGCCUGGUGGUGCUGUCUCUGGCCGCGCUGGUGGGGGUGGUGAGGGUGACCGAACACAGAAACCACUGGAACGAUGUCCUGGCUGGGUUCAUCACCGGAGGGGCCAUCGCUGCCUUCCUGGUUUCGUGUGUGAUCAACAAUUUCAAGCAGACCCAGAUAGCAAUGCAGACUCCUCCACCUGCACGGCGUCCAGAGCUCGCGAUGGGCCUUCCUCUCCUCAGCCUGCCCCGCGUGGAGAGCCCACUCGAAAAGCUCCAGGGCUACCGUAUACUGAGAUCACAUGACCAUCAGCCAAUCCCGUCCCCCGCCCCUCCCGAUGUGCUCCUCCCCUCUCGGCGUUGCCUCACCAGCGCAGUCUAGACCUGCCCACUGAAUGCCCCCCGCCCUGCCCUGCCCACCCCGUAGGACGACAUCCUCUCAGACGAGUCAAAUCCACGCAGGUCUGAAAGGUCCACCAAUCACAGGAGGCAGAACAGCAACACGUGCGCGUGGCACGCACGGCUGAAAGCUGUCCUCUGCUAAGGACCGGGAGGAGAGGAUACGCGCCCCUAUGUCCUGUUCUGUCCUGUUUGUCCUCCACGAUGGCCUCCUCUUUUCCUUCAGGUGGUAAAAGACCCAAUGAAAGAGCCCGCCAAAGCCGGAGCUGUCGAAGCAAUACUGUGUCCCUAUUUCCUUGUCCUGUUUUCCACAAAGACUCAUAACAGUGACUCUAAAGACUGUUGGCUGGAGAUGACUUGAUGAAACACUUGAUCGGAUCAAAGUAAUUCAGCAAAGCUGAGAGUUUGGGAUCGAAGAAAAUUCAAGAUCGCCCGUUCAUCAUCCUCAACAGACCAUUUUGCACUCAGGACAAAACAGUGUGGGAAAAAAGGGACAAUAAAAAAAAAUAAAAGACCUUUUAUGGAACCGUCGAGUAUUAUGGUACAGAUUUGUAUUUAUGUCUGCAAAACAAACAGUCGAGGAGGAAAGCACCUUUGCAAUUUAAGGCACAGAUGAGCCAAUUUAGUGUUUAGUAAUCUGCUGUAUCUCAUUUGUUUAUGGGGGAUUUGAUUUUGAUCUCUCUGCCGUGUAUUGUGUGAAAUGACAGACGAGAGAUUCAUACACACUAUGGCUGUGCUCGUGAUACCACCAUCAACUAAUUCCCCUCUGAGUUGACUUUUAUCGGCUCUCCAAAUGACUUUUACUUAUAUUCAGGUGUGUUUUCUAAACGUCUGUAGGUUCCACGUCCAUGCUGUGAAAUAAUUGGAAGGUUUUAUCGUACGACUUACUGCCUAUUCCCAUGUGGACUUCUCUUCUUUUUAUUUCACCACCUGCAUCUAAAUGUCAACGCAUUCACCCGCUUCGCUUCCCCGAGCGAUUGUGUUAAAAGAGUAGUCCAGCGCCAGUUGUCUGCCACGGUUUGAUCCCGUCCAGUUUUUUCCUCGCACUGACUUUAGGGAACCAACGGCACAGACAAGUGUGUAACACAGAGGUAGGACCUCUAAGUUUUGGAUAGUUUUGUACAGUAAAUAGGUUUCUUUAUACAGUAUAUACUACAUUAUUAUUAUGUUUAAAUAGUGUGAACAAUGUGAAGCUACCUGAACCUGUCCUGGAGGAACACGAGCAGAGGCUUGGUUCCGAAGAGGGAAUCAAACGCACACACUCGCCGUUUGGCUCACAACUUGCUUCGGUUUCACUCGGUUCAAAAGGACACCGCCGGCAGGUUAUUCUAGUAGGAGAGUACGCAAAGCGUUAUAUACAGAAUACAUUUUAUUAGGUGUGCGUGGGUGCGUGCGUGCUUAUUGGGAUUUGUGUGUGUGUUUAUGAUGAGCACAUUGUAUGGCAGCAAAACUGUUAAUUUGGCAAUCUGUUUUCUUAAGUUAAACUGUCAAAGGUAGCUGCUAUAAUUACACACUUGUGCUUGUGUGUAACAACAGGCCUUCAAAGGACCCCUGCCAAGGCGUCCCAAACAAUGCCUGUUAAAGCAGAAGGUGCUCAUUAUAGCUCUGAGAUUAAGCUUUUACGUCUGGAUUCUUUUUUUUUGUAAACAACUGAAAGAGUGGAGAACACCGUAACUGUCCAAAAUAAGGUUAUUUUCAUGUUAAUGUCUCUGUUUUGUAUUUAUUUACCAAAAUAAAUUGCAAUUACAACACA